AUGCGCCAACCCUGUGGAUCAUGGCGUCGCUACCUGUGGGAAGGACAGCAACUCAAUGACACCGUCAUCAAAAACGUGCCCGAGGAUGCUGAUUUCUUCGAUCGUGCCCUUAUCAAGCAUAGGAAGUACAUAGCAUUCCUGGUGCCUUUUGCGAUUAUGCAGCUUAUUUGGUGGACGACUGCGUUCCGUUUCAACUGGUUCGAUCUCUAUGAAACGCGUUGGCAGAUGCCUGUCGUCAUGUUUUUUGGGUCGACCAUCGCAGGCAUGACCAGCGAAGGCGGUGGCGCUGUGGCAUUUCCUGUGAUGACACUGCUACUUCAAAUCGAUCCCAUAACAGCUCGUGACUUUUCGCUAAUCAUACAAUCAGCCGGGAUGACCUGCGCUAUGUGUGUUGUGCUGAUCAUGCAGAUACAAAUCGAAAAGCGGGCCAUUGUGUUUGGAACACUGGGAUCCGUUCCAGGCCUCGUAAUUGGAUCAAUUUUCUUGGAUGCCUACCUAUCUGCCGCACAAAAGAAGAUGCUCUUCGUCUCCAUUUGGUCUUCUUUCGCUAUUGCAUUAUUCAUUCUGAAUUCUCAGCAUAAACGACGGACUUAUGACAUCAUUCCCGAUUUCUCAGCCUGGAAAGCAAUAGUUUUGAUCAUGACUGGAUUCGUUGGAGGUGCAUUCACCGCAUUUGCCGGCUCUGGUGUAGACAUUUGCACUUUCUCCAUAAUCACCUUAUUGUUUCGUGUGUCCGAGAAGACUGCUACACCUACAUCGGUCGUGCUUAUGGGGAUCAACACAAUGGUUGGCGUAUAUUGGCGUGCAGUGUGGGAAGGGAAUGUUCCACCGCUGGCAUGGGAAUAUGCGGCCGUCCUAGCUGGAUUCAUAUACGUCUUGGAAGCUGCUUCUCUAGUAGGAUUUCUCCUAACAAAGCCAUCACCAAUCCUCAUUUUACAAGGAUCAUUCAUAAUUCUGAUGGCCUUCACGUUCUUCACAUUCAUUGCUCAAAUAGGACAACGAAUCAUCAAAGAUGUCGACAAAGAGGUAAUCUGUUCAGAAUUGAAGAAAGAGGAAAGAGAAAGCGAAGGAAUGAUGAGUAAUGGAAGGGAAAACUUGCAAAAGAAGAGGAAAACUCGUGAAAGUGGCCAUGAAGAAAUAUAUCACGAUAGAGCAGGCGAUUAUGGGCUUUAA
Molecule: messenger RNA, 1173 nt
Organism: Haemonchus placei
Lineage: Eukaryota; Metazoa; Nematoda; Chromadorea; Rhabditida; Trichostrongylidae
Source: the annotation of a GenBank genome assembly